ACCCAUUAGAACCACUGGACAAGCCGGCAAGACAAAGGAAAGUAAGCAAAACCACAACAUAAACCACUGUCUCAACCGUUGUUCGACGGACAAAAUUAACCUCAAAUUUUCAUGUCUUUCAUUUCUCUCAGACUCAAACUCUCUUCUUCCAGAAUUCCCUGAAAUGAAACUCAAUCGUUUCUUAAACACAAACCCCACAGCAAACUCUUUACUACCAUUCCUUUCUUUCCCUUCAAAGACGAAAAACCAAAUUUCCUUGUUGAAAUCACCCACUUCUCUUUCCUUUUUUCAAAACCCUUUCCUUGUUUCAUCCCACUUUGCUCUUCCAAUCCUUCUACCAAUUCAGCUUCAAAGGUAUCUAACUUUGAGGCCGAUGGAUUGCCCCGAACGUCAAAAUUCAAUCUUGGAGAAGAAUCUAAUGAGAAUUACAAUGUGGGAGUUGGAAACCCAAUUGUUCCAACUUUUGUUUCGACUCAAAAUAUGAGCUUGAGUGAUCAGGCCUUCUAUCUGUUGGCCUUUAUUGCUUGUACGACUUCUGUGGCGUUUACAAGUCUGGUCAUUGCAGCUGUUCCAACACUCUAUGCAAUGGGAAGAGCUGCAAUUUCUCUCUCCAAGCUAGCAGAUACAGCUCGAGAGGAACUUCCCAGUACUAUGGCUGCAAUUAGGCUUUCAGGCAUGGAGAUCAGUGAACUUACACUGGAACUAAGUGAUUUAAGCCAAGAGAUUGCUAAUGGUGUCAACAAAUCAGCUCAAGUUGUGCAGGCCGCUGAAGCUGGAAUACGGCGGAUUGGUUCGCUUGCUCACCAGCAGACAAUGUCAAUGAUUCAAGAACGGGCUAGUUUGCCUAUCAUCUCUUUACAACCUGUUGUUACCGGGGCUGCUAGAAAAACUUCUCAUGCUGUUUGCCAAGCCACAAAGACUAUCAUGAAUAUCUUCUAUCGAGAAUUCGGCUCAGAGAACAACGAUGAGAGUGGCAUUGAUAGAUUGGAAAUGUAAGGAGUUAACUGCUUCUUGAUACUAGUGGAUAGCUGAUGUCUAUAUACAUAACAUAAAGAACCGAGGCGCCAGACCAAAGUUGUUUACUCUUCCAACAGUAUCUAUGCCCAAAAAUUUACAACCUAUUUGAUGGAAUAUGUUGUUUUUAUCUGGGCUUUACACUUUCUUCCCCCACUUUGUAUCCCACGAGUUUGUGGAUUUGUUUCCAAAGCAGGAAUGGUUUAAGUGAUGCAAAUAUGCAUUACAAUUUUGAUGAAUAGACAAUUUGAUUCAGUAAAGAAGGCUUCUCCUUUCAGUUCUCAGUUGGAAAUCUGUGCCAAAUUUAUUUUUAAGCUGUUCAGCCUCUGCCUCUUCAUGUAUCUUUCCUCCUUCCCAUUCCACUCUUCUCAACCAUGAAUUUAUAAUUCCCAAACCCAAAAUGCCAGUCCUCCAAUUCAGAGGCGUUCACCUGCUUGUUUUUAGGAGAAAUAUCCAUCUAUAAUUAAGCUAAGGCUUGGAUAGAUAUAUGUAUGGUCAAGCCAGAGUCAGCCUGCUCCAAAACUU
Messenger RNA from Durio zibethinus, 1539 nucleotides. RefSeq lists its product as uncharacterized. The record is from RefSeq and is a predicted model, not a curated record. Lineage: Eukaryota; Viridiplantae; Streptophyta; Magnoliopsida; Malvales; Malvaceae.